Messenger RNA from Scatophagus argus, 3394 nucleotides. RefSeq names its product protein phosphatase, Mg2+/Mn2+ dependent, 1Lb (gene ppm1lb). Bases 551 to 1669 code for a protein of 372 amino acids. The record is from RefSeq and is a predicted model, not a curated record. NCBI's taxonomy places the organism in Eukaryota, Metazoa, Chordata, Actinopteri, Scatophagidae. Gene Ontology annotation, molecular function: cation binding; protein serine/threonine phosphatase activity. Gene Ontology annotation, biological process: protein dephosphorylation. The transcript has 4 exons.
GGCAUCACCACUGUUUAACGAGGCACCAGCAAAGAGUCGCAGCCAGUGUGGCAGCUGGGAAUGUGAGGGUUUCAACACAGACCGCUAUUUUCAGGGCAUUGGAACAGUAGCGGGGCUGGCCAGGAGGACGAGGCUCAGCCCACAGCUCUACUCCAACCAGCACACUUGUUUAAUCUGAAGUCCAAACGGGGCAACCUACGUUUUCUGUCCAGGCUGUCGGUGUGUUCUCGGACCGCAUCAGAUGGUCAACGGACAGCCGUUGGUGGCUCACUGCGGGGCUGCGUGCUAGAGGGAACCAGUCGGGGCACCGUGUUUGUUACCCCGCGUACGUACGUCAACACCUUACCUCCUGCCUGGUGAGUCUGGUUAAAAAUGCAGUGAAGAGUCACCUGUUUAUCCAUAAUCUUUGCGUGCCCCGCUGUGAAACGCUCGGUUAAAUGCGCCUGUUUCCUUACUACCAAACCACUCAAGUCAACGACGAUGGACUGAAAUCUGCGGCGGGCGCGAGCGACACACAACCUGCCGCGAUUUCCUGCAUGUAAACAAAUAAAUGAUAGAGGAUACAAUGACCCUGCUGUCUCUGUUAGGUCGGAUCAUGCGUUAUUUUCUGCUUAGACCGGAGACCCUGUUUCUGCUGUGUAUCAGCCUGGCUCUGUGGAGUUACUUCUUCCACACGGACGAAGUGAAGACCAUCGUCAAGUCCAGCCGGGAUGCGGUCAAGAUGGUCAAGGGGAAAGUGGCUGAGAUGAUGCAGAACGAGCGGUUCGGCGGGCUGGACGUCCUGGACGCGGAGUUCUCCAAGACAUGGGAGUUCAAGAGCAACAACGUGGCCGUGUACUCCAUCCAAGGCCGGCGAGACCACAUGGAAGACAGGUUCGAGGUGCUCACGGACAUCGUCAACAAGAGUCAUCCGUCUAUAUUUGGGGUUUUUGAUGGCCAUGGAGGAGAGGCUGCGGCUGACUUUGCCAAGGCCCACCUGCCUGAGGCUCUCCGCCAACAGCUGCUGGCCUAUGAACGGGAGAAAGAGCGGGACAGAGACAAAGACAAGGAGAAAGAUGAAAAAAAGGACAGGGGCGGCCUGUCCUAUCCGUCCAUCCUGGAGCAGCAGAUUCUGACUCUGGACAGAGAAAUGCUGGACAAGCUGUCUGCCACUUACAACGAAGCAGGUACCACAUGUCUGGUGGCCCUGCUGUCUGAUAAGGAGCUGACGGUGGCCAAUGUUGGAGACUCGCGUGGAGUCCUUUGCGAUAAAAAUGGAAACGCCAUUCCUUUAUCGCAUGACCACAAACCUUACCAGCUCAAAGAGCGCAAGAGGAUCAAGAAGGCUGGAGGUUUCAUCAGCUUCAAUGGCUCAUGGCGUGUCCAGGGCAUCUUGGCCAUGUCCCGUUCGCUGGGCGAUUACCCUCUGAAAAACCUCAAUGUGGUCAUUCCUGAUCCUGACAUCAUGUCGUUUGACCUGGACAAGCUUCAGCCGGAGUUCAUGAUCCUGGCAUCGGACGGCCUGUGGGACACCUUCAGCAACGAGGAGGCGAUUCGCUUCAUCAGGGAGCGACUGGACGAGCCUCAUUUUGGUGCCAAGAGCAUCGUCCUCCAGUCCUUCUAUCGUGGUUGCCCUGACAACAUCACCGUCAUGGUGGUCAAGUUUAAAGGCGAGGUCAGCGAGCAGUAGACUGGUGGUCUACAUAUUAUGUUUGAAUAUAAGUGAGAAUAAAAUAGGAUUAGGAUGAAAGAUUUAAAAAAAAAAACGAGCAACUUUUUGAGAGAAACUAUUUCUAUCACAGAAAUUUAUAGAAGUUAGCCCUCCAAUGCAUCAAACCACACGCCGUCCCCCUCCUCUACUUUUACUGCUGAUAAAGUGACACAUUUAAGAAAAUGUCUUUAAUUUGGGCUUAGCCUUGUUGUUCAGACGCCGUAAAGUGAGCUGGGUCACUGUUAUGCAAAUAAGCAGAUUUAGCUGUGUGCGGCAAUGCACACAUUGGUGUGUGUGUGUGGGUGUGUGUGUGUGUAUGAGAGAGAGGGAAAGAUGUUUGUCUUCGUGUGAUAAACUUGCAUUGCAUACGAGUGUUACAUUAACAACCAAUCCAUUGUCUAACCAAUAAUGAUAAAUUUUAAGUACACUAGAUAGCAUGGAGUUUCACUUUCACAUUAUUGUGUCUUUAACUGAAUGUCUGUGUAACCAAUGAUUUUAUAUUUUUAGUUUCCCAGCUCUGUUUCCACAUCAGUUAGCUGUAUUGACGUCUGCUGAGUGUCUGUCCCGAAAAGUCUGAUGUUUAACUUGUCAGCAGGUUAUCUUUUCCCAGAUCAAACACAAAUCACUGGUGCAAACCACACAAAUUUAUUCCCUUUAUACAUGAGCACCACAAAUGAUGAAUAUGCACAUGCUUGUUCAAAUAUCACCAUUCAUAUUGUACAGCAGGAGAUCUUAUUACAUAUGAACAUGGGGGUUGUUUGGUCUUGAGUUGAACUCUGACUUCUCAUGAUGUCUGUUUCUGUGAUGAGAAAGUCUCAUUUCUGUUUUGAUUGUUGAUAUAUUCUAAGUCUCUAGUUUGAUUUGUUCUGUUCAGCCCCACCGUCACACUGUACCCACAUAAACUGCUGAUAAUGUAAUGUAAAUCUCACUUUAAAUGGGUUUAAAAUGUAAGGUUUUUUUUAAUUAUAUUAUUCAGUAAUUUACGUUACAGCACUUUCAACGUGUUUCUUUUUUAAAUACUAAAACACAUGCUGUUCUUUUAUCUGACUUUUUGUACAUUAUCAUUUACUACAGCCCUCAUGUGAUAUAUAAAUAUGCUGAAACUGACAACUUACUGUUUCUAUGCCAUCUGUUGAGGUCACCUUCACUUGGAGACAAAUCCUUCAUCCUGAUACGGGAUACCACAUCCCUCCCCCCAACCUUAACUCAAAAUGUAACAGACCUUUGAAUGAAAUGUGUUAUUGCUGCCUUAUUUUUUUUAACUGCCCGUUUCCUGUUAUGAAGUCUGCUGCCAAAACUCAGUUUUUAAUGUAACGCAGCCCAUCAUACCACGCACACUGCACAGCCUCUGUGUCACACCUUGUUAACUUACGUGUAGAAUAGCAGCGCUGAAAGAUUGUCUUCGAGAGUCAUGACAUUGUUAGAUGAAUGUACGUACCGUCCUCACGUUAGCAUCACCCUUCCACUGUUCGUACAGCAGUGAAGAAAGCAAUGCACCUGUUACUGAACUGUUUAACUUGGGAUAUAUGUAACAGAUAAAACUGUGCUUUUCAGUUCACAUUCUUCCUUGAUAAUGGGUGUUACAGAAUGUUUAUGUGGCAUUUGUACUUGUUUUCGUUGACUUUAAUAAACCGUAAAAGAAAAGAAUUCUGAAAUUUUAAAAUGUAAAUCAAAAAGGUAACAUUAAAAUGAUAAAUGAUCAUA